Oncorhynchus mykiss (rainbow trout) is the source of this 8694-nucleotide messenger RNA. The record is from RefSeq and is a predicted model, not a curated record. Lineage: Eukaryota; Metazoa; Chordata; Actinopteri; Salmoniformes; Salmonidae.
AAAACACUUCAUUAAAGCAGCAAUCGGUAGUAUAAACGAUAACAAAGUGUUGUCCCCGUUUCGUUUAAAAUCUGGGGGCUGGAGAAAUGUAACCACUCAAAUUCAUAGACAGAGCUAUGGAUGUUUUAAGGAAAAAUAGAGUGUUUCUUUACAGACAUUGGCGUAAAACAAGUUUAUAUUUUGGGUUCUGAUGAGGUGAGACAGUUGAACUAAACUCGUGAGGCAUUUAUAAAUUAUAUUCUUCAAGAAUAAAUGGGUGCAAAUCAUACAUUUUUAAGUGAAAAAAUGUACAGUGAAUAUAGCAACAGCUGAUUUUCCUAGGACAAAUUCCUAGGACAAAACAAAUUCCAGUUUUCUCCUCAAAGUAUGCCCGGUAAUAUAUGUUUCUAAAAGCUUGGAUUGGAACAAGGAGAGGCAGAGUAAUUCUAGGCGCAGAAUAUAAUUAUGUCAGGGUAAAUAUGGCAUGUAAGAUAUUCAAUAGCUUACUUCUCUACUUUAAUGUAUUCCUUCUUUUUUACACCAAGUACGCACUAGGGUAAAUAUACUUGCUUGUAGUCAUCCUUGGUAGUGGACUUGAAGAGUCUUUAUAAUCCUAUUUUAGGUCCAGUUAACUGAGAUUAGAAGAUGUUGUAGUCUACAUUUGAGAUUUUCAGCGGUGCCACGUAACGUGGUAGAGUGUUCCGACUGCCAAACAGCAUUGGUCCAUCCCAUCCUCACUACCCUGACGUCACUCUUGGGAACUGUCCUUACAGUGGUGGUGCUGAACAAGAUGGCUGUGAGUCGGGGAGCGGAGAGCUGAGGAGGAUGAAAUAUACCCCCCCUCCUCCCCCCAAAUUGAUCCUGACUCAGUGGGUGAGAGGGAAAGGUCAGAUUUUUUUUUUAUUUUUUUUUAUUGUCACAUAGCAGUGACACGCAUUAGCUUAGUUGUGAAGCGGAGCUGAUCACGUCCACCUAUUUAUACAGGCUAUAGAGACAGCAAUCUACUCCGGUUUGAAGCCGGUGGACAUCUGGGAGCGAUCAUAGCCAGAGCUAAGAGAUGUCAUUGCUGUGUGUUGGAGUGAAGAAAGCCAAACUCGAUGGGGCCCAAGAGAAAUUUAACACCUACGUGACGCUGAAAGUGCAGAACGUCAAGAGCACCACCAUCACUGUGCGUGGUGCCCAGCCAUGCUGGGAGCAGGACUUCAUGUUUGAGAUCAACAGGCUGGAUCUGGGGCUGACAGUGGAGGUGUGGAACAAAGGGUUAAUCUGGGACACCAUGGUGGGCACCUUGUGGAUCCCCUUGGAAAACAUCCGCCAGUCUGAUGAGGAGGGGCCGGGGCAGUGGCUGACCUUAGACUCCCAGGUCAUCAUGGCUGAGAAUGAGAUCACAGGCACCAAAGACCCCACCUUCCACCGCGUGCUGCUGGACAGCCGAUUUGAACUGCCAUUAGACAUUCCAGAGGAUGAGGCUCAAUACUGGGCCAAGAAACUGGAGCAGCUCAACUCCAUGAGGGACCAGGGCUAUACAUACCAGGAAGAGGAGAGACCACUUCAAGCACCAUCAACACAAUGCUGUAACUGGAGUCUGUGGGGAAACCAGCAAAAUGAGGACCCAGACAGUGCAAUGGACGACAGAGACAGUGACUACCGCAGUGAGACCAGUAACAGCAUCCACCCUCCCUUCUACACCAUGUCUCAGCCCAACACCUCCAUGCACCAGUACCCCAUCCUGAGAGACCAGCGCUACUCCUCGCACACCUCCUACAACGGCUCCAUCCAAGAGCUGGACUAUGACAACCAUAGAGCUAUCAGAUGCUAUGAUACUUUAGACUCAGCCAUCAACGGGCACAGCGAUCUCGAUUCAGCUUCAGGUUCAAGCCGGCACACCAGCCGCCAGUACACUCUAGACAGUAGGCACUCACUCUCCAAUAGUCCUACAGGCAGCAGUCACUAUGCUUCCUCCGGGGAGCUGAGUCAAGGCAGCUCCCAGCUCAGUGAGGAGUUUGGCCCAGAGGUCGAGGGGAACAUGAGGGGCUCUGUGGAGCUCUACGAUGAGGACAACGCCUACCACUCCUGUCACUCCUCUGUCAGCUACGGCUGGGAUCCCGACGCGCCCGAGGAGGUGUACAGUGACGAGGGGGGCUACAUCAAAGAUGACGAGGAGGAGGGUGAGCUUUAUGAGCCCGAAGAUGGAGAGGGGGAGUACGACUAUGAGAGAGAGGAGGAGGAGGAGAUGGACAGCACGCUAAGCGAGGAGCUGCACUACACCCCCUCCCCUACAAGCAUGGUUUCCACGCUGGCCCCCAAGGCCUCCAUUGCCAGGCCUCCUCUGGAGAAACAGGCCUCCCUGAGAGAGCAGCAGCCACAACCCCCCACCCUGGUUCCCUCUUCCCUGGCCCCCACCUCUCAAGCCCACUCAAUGCUCCCUUUCCAGCCCCCUGUCACCACAGCCUCCACCAAGCCUACCUUCACCCCAAUGAUCCAUCCAUCCCUCAUCCAGCCCCCUGCUCCAGAUACCCAGCCCCCUGCUCCAGAUACCCAGCCCCCUGCUCCAGAUACCCAGCCUCCGGUGUUUGAUGCCCUGGAUGACAUCCACCUAGACAUCCAAGUGGAGGAGCCUCUGACUUUAGAGGAGGAGGUCCCUGUCGUAGAGAGCCUCCCAGCAGAAGUCCCCCCAGAGAAGACCCCGGUCGUCAGCUAUCAGAGGCCUAUCAUGGAUCCUGGUCCAGACAGGGCUAGGGCCAACUGGCAACGGCUCUGCAGCAAGGUCCGACUACAGCUGCAGCAGGCUCGGGGGGAGUCCGUUGGGAUUUGCUCCCUGUUGCUAUCAGCAGGGGUGGGUGGUGCGCUGUAUAGCAUCGACAGCAUGCCGGACCUCCGCAAGAGGAAAGCCAUGCCUCUGGUCAGGGACCUGGUCAGUGCUAUGUCCCUGGCUCAGAACUCCAGGAAGGCAGGGUUCACAUCAGCUAUGGCGUCCAGCACUCUCAAUAACGAGGAUCUGAAGAGCCAUGUGUACAAGAAGACCCUACAGGCUCUGAUCUACCCCAUCUCCUGCACCACACCCCAUAACUUUGAGGUGUGGACGGCCACGACACCCACCUACUGCUAUGAGUGUGAGGGGCUGCUGUGGGGCAUCGCCCGCCAGGGCAUGAGGUGCACCGAGUGCGGGGUCAAAUGUCACGAUAAGUGCCAGGACCUACUCAAUGCUGACUGUCUGCAAAGGGCAGCGGAAAAGAGUUCUAAGCAUGGGGCGGAGGACAGAACCCAGAACAUCAUCAUGGUUCUAAAAGACAGGAUGAAAAUCCGAGAGAGGAACAAGCCGGAGAUCUUUGAGCUGAUCCAGGAGGUGUUUGCCAUGGUCAAAGUCACUCACGUCACCUACAUGAAGCAGAUCAAACAGAGCGUACUGGAUGGCACCUCCAAGUGGUCGGCCAAGAUCAGCAUCACAGUGCUGUGUGCCCAGGGCCUCCAGGCGAAGGAUAAGACAGGCUCCAGUGACCCCUACGUCACGGUCCAGGUGGGCAAGACCAAGAAGAGGACCAAGACCAUCUAUGGAAACCUCAACCCUGUCUGGGAGGAGAACUUCAACUUUGAGUGCCACAACUCCUCGGACCGAAUCAAGGUGCGGGUGUGGGACGAGGAUGAUGACAUCAAGUCUCGGGUGAAGCAGAAGUUCAAAAAGGAGUCAGAUGACUUCCUGGGUCAGACCAUCAUCGAGGUCCGCACGCUGAGCGGAGAGAUGGAUGUCUGGUACAACCUGGACAAGCGUACAGACAAGUCAGCCGUGUCUGGUGCCAUCAGGAUGCACAUCAAUGUAGAGAUCAAAGGAGAGGAAACAGUCGCUCCAUAUCAUGUCCAAUACACCUGUCUGCACGAGAACCUCUUCCACUUUGUCACAGAUGUGCAGAGUUCUGGUGUUGUGAAGAUUCCUGAUGCUAAAGGGGAUGAUGCGUGGAAGGUGUACUUUGAUGAGACUCCUCAGGAGAUAGUGGAUGAGUUUGCCAUGCGCUACGGAGUGGAGUCAAUCUAUCAGGCUAUGACUCACUUUGCCUGCCUGUCGUCUAAGUACAUGUGCCCUGGGGUGCCGGCGGUAAUGAGUACCCUGCUGGCCAACAUCAAUGCAUACUACGCCCACAGCACCCAGGCCACCAACAGUGUGUCUGCCUCUGACCGUUUCGCCGCAUCCAACUUCGGAAAAGAACGAUUUGUGAAGCUCCUAGACCAACUCCACAACUCCCUUAGGAUUGAUCUGUCCAUGUACCGGAAUAACUUCCCAGCCAGCAGUCCUGAGAGGCUGCAGGACCUCAAGUCUACUGUGGACCUGCUCACCAGCAUCACCUUCUUCAGGAUGAAGGUACAGGAGCUACAGAGUCCCCCUAGAGCCAGUCAGGUGGUGAAGGACUGUGUCAAGGCCUGUCUCAACUCCACCUACGAAUACAUAUUCAACAACUGUCACGAACUCUACAGCCGCGAGUACCAGACAGACCCGGCCAAGCUAGGAGUGGUCGUUCCAGAGGAGCAGGGUCCCAGCAUCAAGAACCUGGACUUCUGGUCCAAACUCAUCACCCUCAUCGUGUCCAUCAUAGAGGAAGACAAGAACUCCUACACACCCUGCCUAAACCAGUUUCCUCAGGAGCUCAACGUGGGUAAAAUCAGUGCUGAGGUGAUGUGGAACCUGUUUGCUCAGGAUAUGAAGUACGCCAUGGAGGAGCAUAAAAAUAACCGGCUGUGUAAGAGCGCAGAUUACAUGAACCUGCACUUCAAGGUCAAGUGGCUAUACAACGAGUACUGCAGAGACCUGACCUUCUUUAAGAGCCGUGUGCCUGAGUACCCGGCGUGGUUCGAGCCAUUUGUCAUCCAGUGGUUGGACGAGAACGAGGAAGUGUCUCGAGACUUCCUGCAUGGUGCACUGGAGAGGGACAAAAAGGACGGGUUCCAGGUGACUUCGGAGCAUGCUCUGUUCUCCUGCUCCGUGGUGGAUGUCUUCUCUCAGCUCAACCAGAGCUUUGAGAUCAUCCGCAAGCUGGAGUGUCCCGACCCCCAGAUCAUAGGCAACUGCAUGAAACGCUUCGCCAAGACAAUUGGCAAUGUUCUCAUAUCCUACUCGGACAUUAUCUCCAAGUGCUUUGCUAACUACGUCAACAUGGAGAAAGUGCCAUGCAUCCUGAUCAACAACAUCCAGCAGCUCAGAGUUCAACUGGAGAGGAUGUUUGAGGCCAUGGGAGGAAAGGAUCUGUGCAAGGAGGCCAGUGACUUCCUGAAAGACCUGCAGUUGAAGCUAAACACUGUGAUGGAUGAUCUCAGCAGGAUCUUUUCUGUCAGUUUUCAGCCACAGAUUGAAGACAAUGUGAAGCAAAUGGGAGACAUCCUUGGCCAGGUGAAGGGGACCAACGUGGGAGCUAACAACUGCAGCAGUGUGGCCCAGGAUGCUGACAAAGUUCUGGAGCCUAUCAUGGAUUUCCUGGACAGCAACCUGACGCUGUUUGCUAAGAUCUGUGAAAAGACGGUGCUGAAACGUGUUCUGAAGGAGCUGUGGAAACUGGUGAUGAACACUAUGGAGAGGACCAUCGUCCUGCCCCCUCUCACCGACCAGACGGGAACUCAGCUCAUCUCCAAUGCUGCCAAGCAGCUGGGACAGCUCUCCAAGAUAAAGGAGCACAUGGGUCGUGAGGAGGCCAAAGCCCUGUCCCCUAAACAGUGUGCUGUGAUAGAACUGGCCCUGGACACCAUCAAGCAAUACUUCCAUGCUGGAGGGGUGGGUCUGAAAAAUACCUUCCUGGAAAAGAGUCCUGACCUGUUGUCUCUACACUACGCCCUGUCCCUCUACACCCAGGCCACAGACAAACUCAUCAAGAACUUUGUUUCAUCUCAGAUCGCACAAGGCUCUGGUGUGGACGACGCCGUGGGAGAGGUGUCUAUCCACGUGGAGAUCUUCACCCACCCCAACACUGGAGAGCACAAGGUCACCGUCAAAGUGGUGGCAGCCAAUGACCUUAGGUGGCAGACCACAGGGGUGUUCCGUCCCUUCGUUGAGAUCUACAUCAUUGGUCCUCAUCUAGCUGACAAGAAGAGGAAGUACGCCACCAAAUCCAAGAACAACAGCUACGCCCCCAAAUACAACGAAACGUUCACAUACGCCCUCAGUAACGAGGUGGGCACAGAGUGUUACGAGCUGCAGGUGUGUGUGAAGGACUACUGCUUCGCCCGGGAGGACCGUACCGUGGGCAUAGCCGUAAUGCAGUUGAAGGACAUGUCCUCUAGGGGCAGCGUGGCGUGCUGGCUCCCCCUGGGGAAGAGGGUCCACAUGGACGAGACGGGCCUCACCGUCCUCCGCAUCCUGUCCCAGCGCAACAACGACGACGUGGCAAAGGAGUUCGUCAAGCUCAAGUCAGAUCAGCGCUCUCCCGAGGAGGGCCGAGGAUGAGAAGUCUUUAUUCGCUCAGCGCCAUCUACAGGCUAGGAAGUCCUUAUGCGGACUGACUGCAAGCCAAACUACUGCCUUGAUUUUCGAGUGUUGGUGAAGCACAGAGAAACAGUUCUUUACUAUAGUACUGUUCAUACAUCUUAUUGAAGAGGACAUGUGAUACCAUCUACAGGCAUUGUCUUGAAAGUACCAAUAUCUUUAUUAUGAAUAUAAUGAAGCAUGUCAUUUUGCUUACAUAUAUUCAUAAACACAACAAACUCACAAAACAGACCAACUUACUACAACACAUUCACACAAAGAGAGUUUAAAGGGAUAGUUUGGGAUUUUAUCUACUUUCCCAGAGUCAGAUGAACUCGUGGAUACCAUUUGUAUGUCUCUGUGUCCAGUAUGAAUGCAACUAGAGGUAGUUUCUCCAGCCAGUGCUAAAUAGCUUAGCACAAAGACUUGAAUUCUUCGUGUGGAACUAGUCGAGGAGACAGCGUGAAGAGUUCAUGUCUUUGUGCUAACCUAGCGCUAACAUUAGUUAGAGGUAAUUUCGCAAGCCACUUCUAACUUCCUUCAUACGGGACGCAGAGACAUAAUGGUAUCCACUAGUUCAUCUGACUCUUACGAAGUAGAUGAAGGGCUGCAUUGCCAAAAUCCUGAACUAUCCCUUGAUAGAGUAUAUUGUCUUCCUUUAUCUCUCCCUCUCUCCAUUUCUCAUAGCAUGGGCCAUGUCUAUUUGUGCUCUUCCAAUCACACAUUUGAACUAGAUUCUGCCAAUAUUGACUAGUUCCAUGCAUAGGUAUCUAAAUGGUCCUGGAGAUCAAGAUCUUGUAGCCUUGACCUCUCGUCUAUUACUUACUGUAUAUUACCUGCCCUUUCACUUCCUUUAUCUAGACUAGUGCCAAUGGAUCAAUCAAUAACGUUAUGUCAAGUCAAGCCCCAAGCACAAGUUAACAGGACCAACUGUGUACAGCAGACCAUCAGGCUUUUAGGCCUCAUCCAUUCCAAAGAGUCAGGUUUACACAGACUGGUUUAUGAUAGUAUUUCUAUGUGUUUUGGACCUUUCUUAAUUCCCCUGUGGAGUUUUCUAUAGGGGAGCAGGCUGGACUAAAUAUAGAUUGAAAUGUUUAUAUAUAUUAUAUAGAGAUAUAUUAUCGGUCAAUUUAUGAUAUAUUUAAAGACUAUAUGAAAACUUUGAACUUGAAAGAGUGUCCCUGUCUGUGUCGCAGUUUAUAAGUCUGUUUGUCUACCCUGUUACAGAGCACACUGCCUGAAACCCUCUAAGGCCUUGUCCUGUAAAACCUGUUGUCUGUCUUCAGUACAAAGUGAGAGCAACCUGAUGAAGACAAGCCUCGGAGCACUGCGAUUCAUCAGUGUGUGUGUGUUUGAGAGAAAGAAUUGAUUGAGUGUGAGUACAUACUGUUUAUGUGUGUCAUAAUAUUACACCGGUGACAUAAUGUAGACACCUGUGUUCCCUGCUUGUGUAAAUGUGUUAAUCACAGAAAGCCAUUGAGAGGAGAGAACACAAUACAGUGGAAGAAUGCGUAUUCUAUUGUAAAUUUGGUUUCUUUGAGAAUGUCCUAAGUGUUUUUGACUUCGGGGAAUGAAAGUAAAGCAAUUUUGGGAAGGUUUAUUGCUCGUUUGAUCGUAAAACAUUACGUCUGUGAACAGAUCUCCAUUCGUUUGCCUUGGAAAACAGCCACCUCCUCUCUCUCCUUCAACCUCUCUGAUCGAUAUGUGUCAGCGUGGAGGAGAGCAUUUAGAGACUAAAGACAGAUACGUUUCUUACCGCUUGCGUUGCCAUAGCAACCCCACGGUCUCUUUCUUCCCCUCUGCUGGGGCAGGCACACAACGUAGACAUGACCACAUUUACCUAAAAUGGCCUCUUACCAGGCUGUCUGGUCCUGGUUUUGUGCACACAGGGUCUGUUCACAAGGGCUAUAGUACCAGUCCUGCCCACUACAGUGAGACUUGCCAUAGAUGGUGACUGAGAUCGCUUUGUGGGGACAGGACCAGUGUCUAGGGCUGUGUAUGUGAACACUUGCCGUCUUGUUCAUGGCACUCACAUUUAGAAGCAGCACAUGGAAGGCUAUUCAGCACAGGGAACCCUUGGAGGUGUAGUAGCUCAUAUUGUGACCAUGCUGUAUCUAGUGCCAUUCCAGGACCUUCACCUGAAUCCUUUAUUAUUGAUUAAACUGCCUGGAGGAGGUUGAGGCUGCAGAAGAGGAAUGUAUGUAUUCCUGUUAUGUCAUGAUUGGCUUAUAUUAUGUCUGUGAUUGUAAUGACAGGUCUCUCUGAUCUCCCCC